AUGGUCGCCACCAAGAUUCUCCUUACUGCCGCCGCCGGCAUUGCCGCUCUGGUCCAGGCCGCUCCCUUUACAGUCACCAAUGAGGUCCAGGGCCUCAACGACAUCAACCCCACCAUCGCUGCCCGUCAGGACAUGAGCCCCGGUCCCUUCACUGGAGAGAUGACCUACUACAACCCCGGUCUUGGCUCCUGCGGCCAGAACCAUGGCGAUGGCGACAUGGUGGUUGCCCUCUCCGCUGCCAAGCUCGGUGGCGCCUCCAACGACAACCCGCUCUGCUCCAAGUCCGUCCAGAUCUCGUAUGGAGGCAAGACUGUGGAUGCCACUGUUGUCGACAAGUGCCCUGGCUGCGCCUCCAACAACAUCGACGUCAGUCCCGCUGUCUUCACGGCUCUCAUGGGCACCCUCGACCGCGGCCGCGUUCUGGGAGUCACCUGGAAGAUCACCAACUGA
Colletotrichum karsti is the source of this 450-nucleotide messenger RNA. Its product is annotated as riboflavin aldehyde-forming enzyme. Lineage: Eukaryota; Fungi; Ascomycota; Sordariomycetes; Glomerellales; Glomerellaceae. The transcript is spliced from 2 exons. The record is from RefSeq and is a predicted model, not a curated record. Bases 1 to 450 code for a protein of 149 amino acids.